Toxoplasma gondii ME49 is the source of this 306-nucleotide messenger RNA. RefSeq lists its product as hypothetical. The coding region runs from base 1 to 306 and encodes 101 amino acids. NCBI's taxonomy places the organism in Eukaryota, Apicomplexa, Conoidasida, Eucoccidiorida, Sarcocystidae. The transcript is spliced from 2 exons. The record is from RefSeq and is a predicted model, not a curated record.
AUGCCUUUAGGAACUGGUUCUUCUAACCGCCUUGUCGCUGAAGGUCCUGGCUGUUGUCUCUUUCAAUCAGCUCGAUGUGUGCCCCCUAGCGUUCUCAAGCGCGAGAUCCAUCAGAAGCGCAAGUACAACUCAUAUUUAGAUCUGUCUUCGGAAUCUUCGCUAGACGUCAACUGCGAAUGCCUUCGCAGCUGCUGUCGGCGCGUUUCCGGUAGGCGCCAACAGGUUAACUGGACUAAACAUUUCGUUGACAGAAAAGACCGUACACAACGACGAGGGGCGUUAUUUUGCACGACACACUUCCAGUGA